AUGUGUACCUAUUUUCCACAUUGGGAUCAAAAUACUGUGUCUCGAUAUCCGCAAAAUAAUAUAUAUUCACAAUGUACAUUUAUGGAUGCAAUUGCUAAUAAUGGAGGAUGUCCCUCAGGAUUAAUACCGUACUAUAAAGAUGGUUUAAUUGAUCCUAGCGCAAAAACUUGUGGUCAAUGUGUACCUGGUAUAUCAGGUUUAGAGAAUCCAGAUCAAUGUGGAAUCAAUGAGUUUUGUGAUGACAGUGGAAGUUGUAAGAGUUUAAAAGAUCACCCGUUAUACCAUCAGAGUUGUCCUUCAGAGUUGAAUGGUGAACAAUCAGCAACCGGUUGGUGUGGUGCUGGUUUAAAGUGUAUUCAGCAUUCAUGUUCAAUUUGUAAAGAAGGUUCAAUAUUUGGUAAUGAUGGUAAACAAUGUAUAAAUGGUGAAUGGAGUUAUUCAAAAUGGUCAGGAUUUAGACAAUUCAAUGAUCCAACGGAUACAUUUGUGUUUUGGAUCUUUAUAUUGUUGAUCGUAGUAGGUUUGGCAAUGGCUAUAGUACCUCGUAUUGAUACCAGAUUGUUUUUAAGAAAAGGAAAGAAAACUGUACUUAGUUUGAAGAAUUCAUUUGGUGGUGGUAGUGUUGGUAUUACUAAAAACAAUAACAAUAGUAAUAAUAAUAGUAAUAGUAAUGCUAAUAAUAAUGAUAAAGUAAACAAAAGAAAUAAUAAUAAUCUUAAAGUUAACACUAGAGUAAACAAUGAGCAUGUUGAUGACAACUAUCAUGGAGUUGAAUUGAAUAAUUUGAAUGGAUCUGAUAGAUCUGAAUAG
This is a messenger RNA of Heterostelium album PN500, 810 nucleotides long. RefSeq lists its product as uncharacterized. The transcript has 5 exons. Bases 1 to 810 code for a protein of 269 amino acids. The record is from RefSeq and is a predicted model, not a curated record. NCBI's taxonomy places the organism in Eukaryota, Evosea, Eumycetozoa, Acytosteliales, Acytosteliaceae.